Pelagomonas calceolata is the source of this 1783-nucleotide messenger RNA. The record is from the annotation of a GenBank genome assembly. Lineage: Eukaryota; Pelagophyceae; Pelagomonadales; Pelagomonadaceae.
GUGAGCUCGCGGGUUUCUACGUCGACAGCGUUUGCGUGCAUCGUGCUGGCAGCGUGCAAGCCACCAUGCGUGUAACUGUAGCAUUGGGCUGCGCUGCAAGCCAUGCCUUCCGACCACCGCUCCCACGCAAACUGCCGACCACGACACGCACUGCCAUCGACGACCUCUACACGUCCAAGGGCGUGACGACCACUACCACGCGCGCUGCCGUCGCGCCGCCGCCAGGCAAGAGCUGGCGCACGAAGGAAGGCCCACAAUCAACACUCAUCGCCGGCGGCGGCCCGGCCGGGUUAUUAACGGCAAUAGCCUUCGCGAAGCGCGGCUGGACGAACAUAAGGGUCGUGGACAGAUUAAGGGAGCCCUACGAUCCGGGGGAUGAGCUCAUCUGGUCCGACGCCGCGCGCUUCUACCUCGUCGGUCUUGGACUAAGGGGCCAGACGGCGCUGACGGAGCUCGGCGCCUGGGACACCGUACAAAGCUACUGCGCCGAAGUUGUAGGGAGGAAGGACUGGGCGCCGGGCGCCGGCCCCGACGAAGGCGUCGAGCGCAUUUUUACGGACCGGCCCGUGUCGACGCAGGUCAUUGCCAGGGACCGCAUGCAAGGUGCUUUGUAUAAAGUCGCGAAAGAGAAAUACGGAUCUCAAAUUAACUUCGACUGGGAGACCGAGGUCGACGUCGAGGACGACGACGUGACAUUAACGAAAGGUGCGACGGAGGAGGUCCUGCGGCCCUCAUUAAUAGUGGGCGCCGACGGCACGGCGCGGACCGUGGCCAUGGCGCUCGAGGAAAAUGAUCGACGAGUCAGGAUAAAGCGCUACGACGACGACAACUGCCGGGUCUUCAAGACCGUUCCCUUAGAUUUACCAGAAGGUUGGCGCGGCGACGUGAACUACUCCACGCGCUCGAAGGGCGGUCGCAUGAAUUUUGAUGCCUUGCCGUCCGACGCCGAGAACCGGCGCUACUGCGGCGUGCUGUUGUUGCGGGAAGGCGACGCCCUCGCCCAGGAGGACUCCUCUCCCGACGAAUUAAGAGCGCUCAUGAAGGAGUGCCUGCCGCAGUUCGAGCCGUUCGUGAAUGACGAGAAUUUGAAUAACAUCGCGAAGAAGCCCGCUAGUCGUUUACCUGGGUUCCGGUAUGUGGGCCCCAGGAUCCACAAGGCCGAUAGAGUUGUGCUGUUGGGGGAUGCGAUCCAUACCGUGAAGCCCUACUUCGGGCUGGGCGCGAACAGCGCCUUCGAGGACGUCACGUCACUUGACAAGUGUCUUGAUGAGCAUGACAACGGUGCCGACGCUCUCAAGGCAUUUUCAAGGGCAAGAGCCCCGGAGGCGAAAGCGCUGGUCCAGAUCUCGCGCGGCUUCGACCGGCCGGGGUUCCGAGGCUUCGUGUCGUUCAUCUUACCUAUCAUCCUGGACUCGAUCUUCCACGCGAAGUUCCCGAAGGUCUUCGGUCCGAACACGAUCGCGUCCUUGCAGCGGCGGGACACUUUUGUUAGAGUGCGCUGGAACAAGCGGCGGGACCGCUUGCUACAAGUCGCGGUGCUGGGCAGCGGGCUGUACCUCGCGGCGUCCUCUGUGCGUUUGUUGGCGCGCCUCGCUUUGUCGACGCCGGCGGCGCGGCGCACAUCCUUAAUCGGCGCGGCGGCCGUCGCGGUAGCUGGCCUUGCUGCGAAGGCCCUCUCGUUUUUUGAACGAGGUAUGGCUCCAGCGGAUGUAUUGACGAAGACGAACUCCUCGCCGGUGGCGAACUCGAACGAGGACUUCGUGACGAACUAAGACUUAAUUAA